AUGGCAUCGAACGAUAAUGGAAGUGGAAAAUGCUUGGUAGUUUUCGAUGACCAACAAAAACUUGCGGUAUCGAUACGUAAUGCAACAAGUGAACCAGUUACAUUAUUUCAAGAAUUAUCGUCAUGUAUUUCAUUCAUUGAACAACAAGCAAAAGAUAAUAAAAUUGUCAUUCUAAUAACUACAACUCUCGAAGAUAAUUUUUUACAGACGUUUGAAUCUCUUGCACCGAUUGAAGCCAUACUUAUUUCAUCAACAAUAGAAAUCGAUAUUGAUACAUUCCCAAGUAAAGUUAUUGAUGUUUAUUAUAGAUUGGAAAAUUUAUUAGGAUCACUUAUUGAAAUACUCGAUGCAAUAGAAAUACGAAUUAAUGUUGGCAGUUUUCUUUUUAAUCAUCAGCCUGAUGCAAGUGAUAACUUAUCUUUUUAUUUCUAUAAUGUAUGGAAAAAUGACGCAGAAAAUCCUAAAAGUACGAAAAAAUCUCUUAUAGAUCAAGCUGGACUUAUUUUUUCAUCCAAUAAUCAAAUAAAAGGAUCUAUACAACAAUUCGAAUCAUCAUAUAAACCAAAUGUAACUCUUACUUGGCUUGACCGACAACGUUAUCCAUUUCCUUAUCAUGUUCUUAUUUCAAAUGCUCUUCGUUCACAUAAUAAAAAAAUAUUAUCGCUUACUCGAUGUUUCAUAGAUGAUCUUACUAAACAAAUGAAACCUGCAACAACAAUCUCUAAUUGUAAACAAGUUUAUUUAGGUGUUAAAAUAUCAAUGAAUCUUAUUGAACAACUUGAACAAAGAGUAAAAACAGAUAUUGUUGCUUUUCAAUGUUUUCUUCGUGUAACACAAUCGAGAUCAAAUGCUUUGGUUGACGCUACACGACCGUCACGUCGUCGUAAUUGGGCUAAUGUUCUUUUUAAAAUUGAUAUGAAUGAUGCUUUAUGUGCAAGUUCAACUGAAGCAAUUAUUAUCGACAUGGCAACACCUUUUAAAAUUCUAUGUGUAACAAGGAGUUCGGGAGCUAAUGAUACUCAACAGUUGCUAACCAUUAUCAAAUUAAGUGCACUCAAUAAAAAUGAAAGAGACAAAUUAUUUCAAGAAUUUAUUCAACGGCAAGAAAAAUUAGGCAGAACGGUAAAUGAUUUGCUACAAACAAUGGGCACUGAUAUCAGUAACGAUGAAGCGUUAGCCGAUGAGCAUAUAGCACGUGGUGAAUGGUCACAAGCAGCAGAUAUUUUUGCUCGUAUAACUGAUCCAAACGUUCGUGUUCUAAAUAAAUAUGGGUGUUUAUUACGUGAACAUUUAUAUAAUCCAUCGGAUGCACUUCGAUGUCACCAACAAGCAUUAUUGAAAGCUAACGAUCGAGAACAUGCUGAAACGUUGCUUCAUCUAGGAGUAGUCUACAAAAGUAUGAAGCAAAGUGCAGAAUCAUUUAAAGUUAAUUCUCAAGCGCUGAAAUGGUUUGAAAAUGAAGAGAAACGAGAUCCAACAAUGAUUGCUCGUUGCCUUACUGGAGUUGGUACUGCACAUUGGAGUCUUAAAGAAUUACCUGAAGCACUUGACUGUAUGGAAAAGGCAUUAGCAAUACGUGAACAUGAAGUCAAACCGAAGAAUGAAUUGGAUAUUGCGACUUGUAUUGGUAAUAUAAGUAAUAUAUUGCAUGAUCAAGGCGAUAUCGAACGGUCAUUGUCAUACGCCACUCGAACUGUUGAUCUUUUGAGUAAAUGUGAAAAAGACGACGCUCGCUUUGCAGCAGCAUUGAAUAAUUUAGGUGCGAUCUAUCGAACUAAAGGUGAUCUUGUUAAAGCACGAGAAUAUUUUGAACGUGCACUGAAAUCUCUACCAGAUGAAAAGCAUCCUUAUAGACGAAGUCCAUUGGCAAAUAUCGCAGCACUUGACAAGAUUGAAAACAUGACAAAAUAA
Messenger RNA from Rotaria socialis, 1911 nucleotides. Lineage: Eukaryota; Metazoa; Rotifera; Eurotatoria; Philodinida; Philodinidae. The record is from the annotation of a GenBank genome assembly.